This is a messenger RNA of Botrytis porri, 1011 nucleotides long. RefSeq lists its product as uncharacterized. The transcript is spliced from 2 exons. Bases 1 to 1011 code for a protein of 336 amino acids. NCBI's taxonomy places the organism in Eukaryota, Fungi, Ascomycota, Leotiomycetes, Helotiales, Sclerotiniaceae. Gene Ontology annotation, molecular function: oxidoreductase activity, acting on the CH-OH group of donors, NAD or NADP as acceptor. The record is from RefSeq and is a predicted model, not a curated record.
AUGUCUCCUGCAAUUCCAAAAGAUUCGACAGUCCUCGUUACCGGUAUCAAUGGCUAUAUUGGAUCUCAUGUGGCUGAUCAACUGCUCAAAGCCGGGUAUCGAGUAAGGGGUACUACCAGAGAUGCUUCCAAAAUGAAGAACUUGCUCGACCUUUGGGAAGAGCAGUAUGGAAAGAUUAGAGUGGAAGUGGCAGUUGUACCCAAUAUGGCCGAUGAUGGAGCUUUUGAUGAAGCUGUGAAAGGUGUAACUGGAAUUGUACAUGUAGCAUCAAACCUGUCCUUUUCACCAAAUCCAAAUGAUGUCAUACCAGAAUGUCUCGCCGGUGUAAAUGGUCUUCUUAAGUCUGCAGCCUCAGAACCAAGUGUCAAACGUUUCGUCAUUACAUCCUCAUCUAUGGCCGCAACGAGUCCGAAGCCCAACAAGGAAUUUUAUAUCGAUGAAAAUACAUGGAAUGAUGAAGAUGUCGAAGCAGCGCAUGCCCCGCCACCAUAUGAACCCUCGAGAACAUGGGCUGUCUACGGUUCUAGCAAAGUUGAGUCCGAGCGAGCGGUAUGGAAUUUUGUAAAGGAAAAGAACCCAGGCUUUGUAGCCAACUCCGUCCUGCCAGAUACGAAUAUGGGUUUGAUUUUAGAUCCAGGACAAGGUUCUACUGGUGGGCUUGUUCGAAAGCUUUUCCUGGGAGAUAACUCCGGGCUCAAAAACCUUCCUCCUCAGUAUUUCAUAGACGUACAGGAUACAGCCCGUCUUCACGUCUCUGCAUUGAUUGAUGAGGAUGUGAAGAAUGAGAGACUAUUUGCUUUUGCUGAACCAUUCAACAAUAAUAUGUUAUUAAGAAUUUUCCGCAAACUGCGACCUGAUGCCAAAAUCAUGGAUGACUUCCAUGAUGAUAGUGUCAAUGAUCUAUCCAAGGUUGCUAAUCAAAGAGCUGCAGAGCUUUUGAAAAGGGACUUUGGACGUGCUGGCUUUACAAGCUUGGAGGAAUCUUUGGCCAACAAUAUUCAAGGACUCUGA